AUGGGUCUAGCAUCGUCAAAAGCUGUCAGCAGCAUUGCGGUCUCAUCGCAUGGAGCGGGUUCAGAGAAGAGCAAUAAUGGCCGGCUCAGCAAGGAUAGUGUGAUCGUCGAGACCAACUAUCCCUCGAUGUCAACCGACAUUCAGCAGCAACCAUGCUCGAUACUUCCUUCCCCGUCCGGUAGCAGCGGUAUCGACACCUGGAAAACGUCGAGCUGUCACGUCCGGCAGGCUAGCAUACGAUCGCGAAACCUGCAACCGAUGCCGGAUGCCGGCGAACUUGAUCGUCGCUUCGCGAAAGUGCUGGCAUCCAUGGAUCUUCCUCCGGACAAAGCGAAGCUGCUGAAAAAUUAUGACAACGAAAAAAAGUGGGACAUUAUAUGCGAUCAGGAAAUGGUACAUGCCAAAGAUCCUCCGGCACACUAUCUCACCAAGCUCCGCACCUAUCUGGAUCCCAAAGCGUCCCGCAGCCACAGGAAACGCAAGAUGGUGGGUGAGUCGACAUCAACACAGGUGUUGCGUGAUCUAGAGAUAUCCCUGCGAACGAAUCAUAUCGAGUGGGUUAAAGAAUUUCUGGACGACGAAAACCAGGGCCUGGAUGCGUUGAUAGAUUAUCUCAGCUUUCGCUUGGCCAUGAUGCGCCACGAGCAGCGCAUCCUGGAGGCGAAAUCAGAAUCGGACGAAGGACUGACAACGAAAGAGACGGCCGCCAACAGCUCGUACGGAAGCAAUGAAACAAAUCACAAAAUCGUACCCAACGGAUUCAUGCGUCCCGGUUUAGGUGACAUGCUGGACAGCCCGAGUAUAAAACGGCGCUCGCGGCACAUCGCUAAACUGAACAUGGGACUCACCACAGAUGACAUUCACGUGUGCAUCAUGUGCAUGCGCGCCAUCAUGAACAACAAGUACGGGUUCAACAUGGUCAUCCAGCACCGGGAAGCGAUCAACUGCAUCGCGCUCAGCUUGAUCCACAAAUCACUGCGCACCAAGGCGCUAGUGUUGGAAUUGCUGGCCGCGAUAUGCUUGGUAAAGGGUGGACACGAAAUCAUCCUGUUCGCCUUUGACAAUUUCAAGAAAGUUUGCUCGGAACAGCGCCGCUUUCAGACGCUGAUGGAAUAUUUUAUGAACUACGAGCUGUUUAACAUCGAUUUUAUGGUGGCAUGUAUGCAGUUCGUGAACAUUGUCGUCCACUCGGUGGAGGAUAUGAACUACCGGGUGCACCUGCAGUACGAGUUUACAGCGCUCGGUUUGGACGAGUAUCUGGAAAAGCUCCGGCUGACGGAAUCGGAGGAACUGCAUGUUCAAAUUUCCGCCUACCUCGACAAUGUGUUCGAUGUGGCUGCUCUGAUGGAGGACAGUGAAACGAAAACGGCUGCACUCGAACGCGUGAACGAGCUGGAAGAUGAGCUGGGACGAGCACUGGAUCAGGCUAGUGAAAUUGAACGGGAAGCUCUGUUUAAGAUAGGUGAACUCGAGGCCGAACUGAGCCGAACCCGUAGCGAACGGGACGAUUUAUACAACAAACAGUUGGUGGUCGAGGACGAAAUCGUGAAACUAAAGCGAGCACUGAAGCAGCAUGAGCAAGAAUCCCAAAGCAGACAGUCAAUGCUUCUUGAGCUCGAAAACCUAACCAAAACACUUCCCAAAGGUACUUCCAUUGCGGAUGUAUCGAAUCUCCUUGCAAAGGGUGGCCUAUCGGAACUGAGUCCUACCGGUGCCAGCGGCACAGCUGGUCAGCAGCAGGCACCACCGAUACCACCACCUCCCGCCCCACCAAUACCUCCCUCGGCAGCAAACGUUCCCAUGCCACCUCCACCACCGUGCCCACCUGCGCCACCAGGUGGACUGUUAAACGGAAGCGGCGAGCCACCGAAAGCACCACCAAAACCGCCCACGUUCAUUCCAGUGCCACCGCCAAUGGGUGGACCGUACGGUGGUAACAACGCACUGCACUGCACGGACGGUGCGAUGACGAUAAAACGUAAGGUGCAGCCAAAAUACAAACUGCCCACGCUCAACUGGGUUGCGCUGAAACCGAAUCAGGUACGGGGUACGAUAUUCAAUGAGUUGGACGACGAGAAGUUGCAUCGGCAGAUCGAUUUUGUCGAUUUCGAGGAACGGUUCAAGAUCGGUAUGGGCGGCCCUGUCACCAACGGUAACUGUGAUAUGGACGGGCUGACGGCGUUCCCCAGCAAACGGUUCAAGAAACCCGAGCACAUUUCCCUGCUCGAACACACGAGAUUGAGAAACAUUGCAAUAUCUCGAAGAAAGCUAGAAAUGCCUGCGGAAACCGUUAUCAAAGCGAUCAAUAAUCUCGAUCUCAAGCUCCUAUCGCUGGAAAAUGUGGAACUGCUGCAAAAGAUGACACCUACCGACCAGGAGCAGAAGCUUUACAAAGAGUAUGUGAUAGAGAAGAAAGAUCUGAACCAGUUGACCGAGGAGGAUAAGUUCAUGCUGCAACUAACGAAGGUCGAACGAAUCUCGUCGAAAUUGUCGAUCAUGAACUACAUCGGAAACUUCUUCGAAUGCUGGCAUCUCAUUAGUCCGCAAGUUUACUCCAUCAUAUCCGCAUCCUCCUCUAUCAAAUCCUCGAAAAAGUUCCGCGCAGUGCUGGAAGUGAUAUUGGCAUUUGGCAACUAUCUGAACAGCAGCAAACGUGGCCCUGCUUACGGAUUUAAGCUACAGUCACUCGACACCCUGCUCGACACCAAGUCCAACGAUAAGCGCAUGAGUCUGAUGCACUAUAUUGUGGCCACCAUACGGCAGAAAUUCCCCGAGCUGAUGAACUUCGAUACGGAGCUGUUCUGUAUCGACAAGGCGGCACAGGUAUCGCUCGAGAUGCUCAUUUCCGACGUGAACGAGCUGGAAAAGGGCAUGGAAACGGUACGCAAGGAAGCCGAUCUGCGUGGUAAAGGAACGCAAAGUCACGUGUUGCGAGAUUUUCUCGCAAACUCGGAAGAGAAGUUGAAGAAAAUUAAAUCCGAUUGUAAAACGGCACAGGAAUCAUUCAAAGAAUGCAUCGAAUACUUUGGCGAAUCAUCACGAAAUGCGGAUGCAAAUGCAUUCUUCUCAUUGCUAGUCCGAUUCGUACGAGCAUUUAAGACCUGCGACCAAGAAAACGAACAACGACGGCGAUUAGAGGCGGCCGCUCUACAGGCAUCCGCUAAAAAAGACGAAGAGGAACAGGUGGUGCUACGGAACAACAAAAUCAAUAAUCAAAAGAAGCAACAGGAAGCAGUAAUCAACGAGCUUAAAUUGAAAGCUCACGCUGUGCGUGAAAAGAAGCUACUCCAGCAGGACGAAGUAUACAACGGUGCGCUGGAAGACAUUCUGCUGGGACUGAAGAACGAACCGUACCGGCGGGCAGAUGCAGUGCGAAGGAGUCAACGCCGACGGAUCGAUAGCAAUAGGCUGUCGCGUACGAUGGAGGAGGUAGAAGUGUAGAUCGGUGUACUGUAAAUAGAUCGAUCGAAUUGAGCUCAAAA
Anopheles maculipalpis is the source of this 3482-nucleotide messenger RNA. It is a transcript of the gene Frl, whose product is annotated as formin-like protein. The transcript has 9 exons. Gene Ontology annotation, biological process: regulation of cell shape; cortical actin cytoskeleton organization; cell migration. The coding region runs from base 1 to 3441 and encodes 1146 amino acids. The record is from RefSeq and is a predicted model, not a curated record. Gene Ontology annotation, molecular function: small GTPase binding; actin filament binding. Gene Ontology annotation, cellular component: cytosol. NCBI's taxonomy places the organism in Eukaryota, Metazoa, Arthropoda, Insecta, Diptera, Culicidae.